UGGCAGCGACACGACUGGGGUGUGCAACGCUACAAGAUUUGAGCUACAUACGGCGACUCCGGCUACUCAAGACGACACAACUGGGGUACAGCGACAGUCGCAGAAGUUCACCACCUGCGGAGCGUUGACCAAUCAGAGACCAGAUCCGCGAGUGACGUAACGCAUGAGGGGGAAAUUGGAAAAGAAAAGGAAAAAAAUGGAGGACACGCUGAUUUCUGCGGUGGCUGCAUGCCCGGUCAUUUACGACCCGCAAUGCCCAUUUUACCGGGAUAGUAACAGAAAGGAGCUUGCCUGGAGGGAAGUCAGCAAAACCAUUGACGUCCCCGUGGAAAUCUGCAAAAAAAGAUGGAAGGGACUCAGGGAUAUGUACAUGAGAGAGAAGAGGAAGGCCAUGGAGAAAAAGAGUGGGUCAGCGGCAUCUAGCCAGGGAAAGUGGAGGAGGUUCGCCGUCCUCUCCUUCCUGGACCCCUUCAUCACCCCGAGGGAGACGUCGGGGAACAUGACUGCAGCAGCAGCAGAAACAUGCCAUCAUGUUGAUGAGGAAGAGGAGGAAUUUGAAGAAACCUUUGAUGAAGGUACAGAGAUGGAACCUCCUGCUUCCUCAUCUGCUGCUGCUGCUGCGUCAGCUCCUCCACCUUCACCUGCCGCUGACCCAUCCACAUCCUCUGCUGGUCCCCCAAAACAAAAAAGGAAGAGGUCGUCCACCUCAUCCGUGGAAGAAGAGGACAGAGAGUUGCAACGGGUUCUCCUCGCCUCUCUGUCCAAACCCCCUGCUCCACCUCCCUCAGCAGAGGAGUCAUUUUUGCUGAGCCUGGUUCCUAUGAUCCAGAGAUUGUCAUUAGAAAAAAAAGAGGCUUUACUUUUAGACAUUCACAAUUUAGUUUAUGAACGCACUAGGGAAGCUAAUUAGGUUAUUCAAUUAUGUUCUUGUUUAAUUUCUUUUAUUUAUUUAUGUAUUUUUCAUUUCCAAUUUCUGGAUCAUAGGAACCAGGCUCCCUGUCCUUCCUCUUCUCUCUCAAGUCCCUCGUUCCUCCAGGCAAGCUCCUUUCAUAAAGAGUCUAUAUGAGUUGUGU
This is a messenger RNA of Synchiropus splendidus (mandarinfish), 1073 nucleotides long. RefSeq names its product transcription factor Adf-1-like. Lineage: Eukaryota; Metazoa; Chordata; Actinopteri; Syngnathiformes; Callionymidae. The record is from RefSeq and is a predicted model, not a curated record. Bases 164 to 910 code for a protein of 248 amino acids. Gene Ontology annotation, cellular component: nucleus; transcription regulator complex. Gene Ontology annotation, biological process: regulation of transcription by RNA polymerase II. Gene Ontology annotation, molecular function: DNA binding. The transcript is spliced from 4 exons.